GCAAUUCAACUAUAGAUUUACUUGUAUACAAAAAUUAUUACAACGCAGAAAUAAAUUUCUCUGACGACACUUUUGUAGUUUUGUUUUAUACUUUGUAAAAUUAUAUCUACAAAAAUAGAUUUGAAUAUUCAACAUGAAACUAACAAUUUCUGUAAUUUCUUUCAUUUUGUAUAUUAUUAUUAAUAAUUAUCAAUUAGUUUCUGGUGAUGACAUGGAUUUGAUUUAUGGUAUAAAAAGUUUCCAUAAGAGAAGUAAAGCUGCUGAUAAAUGCGUAAUAAGUGUACUACACUCAUUGCUUUCGAGAAAUAUAUAUUUUACAUGUAUAGGAGGAUUUCGACGAUUUGACGAUUUUUGGAAAGCAGAAGAAAAAUGUAUUAGAAAGAGUGCUUCUGGUCGGUACUACUGUAACACAUAUUUAUCUCACAUUGGUUUAGAAAAAAGGGAAGAUAUUGAAGCGGAAUGCAUCGUGAAAGAAAAGGAAUCGCGUUAUAUAUGUUUGGGAAGAAAGGGUGAAGUAUAUACUUCUAAAAAGAAGGCGGAAGAAAUAUGUAUUAAAGAGGGUAAUAAUCAUCUUUACUACUGUAAUUCUAUAACAGAGGAAGUGUUUACAAAAAAAGACAAUAUAUUUAAAGGAAUAAGGGUAAAGUAAUAAAGUAAGGUAAAAAAAAAAAGUUAAAAGUUUAAAGUAAUAUGGAUAACACUUUUAGUGAAUUUACAUGGGAUACAGUACAGAAAUGUGAAAAAUGUUUAAUUCAAAAAAUGUAUUUAAAUGAAUCUUAAUAUUAAUAAAAUUAUUUCCAAGUGAAAAA
Molecule: messenger RNA, 809 nt
Organism: Leptopilina boulardi
Lineage: Eukaryota; Metazoa; Arthropoda; Insecta; Hymenoptera; Figitidae
Exons: 5
Coding region: 134-649 (171 amino acids)
Source: RefSeq, a predicted model, not a curated record